AUGAGAAACAAACAAGAGUUCAAUGAAUUGACUCAAGAGUUGAGUGAAAGGAAUGGUAAGACAUAUGACACACACGACAGACAAUUGGAGGACAAUCUGAAGACAAGACACUCUGAAGACAAACAAGAGUUCAAUGAAUUGACACAAGAGUUGAGUGAAAGGAAUGGUAAGACAUAUGACACACACGACAGACAAUUGGAGGACAAUCUGAAGACAAGUGCUGCCGAGUGUGAGGACACCAUCGAUGACAGCAAUAUUCAUGAGUCCAUUGAAUGUGGUUAUAAUGGCUGUGACUUUGCGUGUCAUACAAACCCUGAACUGACCGCACAUUUCAACACAAAUCACUCGUCCGUUAAGACCUAUGGUUGCGGACACGACGGGUGCGGGAAGUCAUUCAAAACACGGUCGCAGCUUAGCUGCCAUUCCCAGAUCCAUGACCUUAAAAACUAUGACCGUUUCAAGUGUCGAUUCCCGGGUUGUCUGCGAAAGUUCAUCACAUCUCUGGGUCUGAAGAGACACUCAAUGACUCACUCAACCAAACCCUCCCAUAAAUGCAAAUCCAAAGGUUGCGGACAACUCUUCACAACAGAGUAUCGUCUCUAUAAACACCAACUUUCAGCUCAUAAUAGGAAACCUUUAAUUAAAUAUAAAAACAAACACCGGUGCGAUUGGCCGGGGUGUGAGUGGUUGGGCAAUGAUAUUGCAAAACACAAAUUAAUUCAUACGGAUAUUGUGCGGCCAUACGUGUGCGAGUGGACAGACUGUGGUAAACGGUUCAGGGAGAGGAUCUCAUUGAAGACGCAUCAGAAUAUUCACAACACAAGUAAACGACAUAAACCCCAUUUGGAUGACAAACUCGAGACAACUGAUUCCACGCGUGAGGACACCAUCGAUGACACUAUUACUCACGAGUCGAGCGAAUUAAGUGAUGGACCGGAUGUGAGAAGAAGACAAUUAACUGAUACAGAUGUGGAUGACUGCAGUCAUAGACAUACUGUGAGUGGGAGUAAUGGAUACGACUUUUAUGACGAAGAGAUAAAGGCUUUAAUACAACGACUCAAUGAGAAUGGAUUUCACGGGAACACCAGUCAAUACAAGUGUCCCAAAAGUGAUUGCAAUCUAGUAAUAGAGUCUGAGAUGUGUAUCAACCCUCAGCCUAAACCGUAUAAAUGCACGAAAGACCAGUGUAUGGCGAGUAUGACAUCCCGACGCCAAUUGGAAAGGCACUUAUAUGAUGUCCACAACGAGAUGUCAUAUUUCUGUGAUUAUCCAAAUUGUUAUAAUCAGAAGGGAUUCCAUACAAAACGUAAUCUCAUGAAACAUAGGGUCAGACAUACGACGAGACCGAUUGCGUGCCAUUAUAGUGGCUGUGAAUUCACGUGUUUUAACAAUUGGUCAUUGAAAAAGCAUUUGAGUGAAAAGCACUCCACGAUUAGGCCCUACCGGUGCGAAUACGACGGAUGCGACAAAGCAUUCAAAACAAAUUCAACUCUUAAGAUCCAUUGCCAGCGCCAUAGCCCACAGAAUUACAUAUUUCAUUGCAGUGCCGACGGGUGUGAGCGAAGGUAUCCCACUUCGAGAGAACUUACGGCACAUUCAGUCACUCACUCGACCACUCCAUCAGUGAAAUGCGAUUACACUAACUGCGGACAAAUGUUUUCCUCAGUGUAUUAUCUCUACAAACAUCAUACGGCAGCACAUAAUCGGAAACCUUGUGUUAGACGUAUAAUCAGACGCCGGUGCGAUUGGCCGGGAUGUGAGUGGGAGGGGAGGGGAGGGGACAUGAAAGGACAUAAACGACUGCAUACGGGUGACAAGCCAUACGCGUGCGAGUGGCCAGACUGUGGCAAACGGUUUAGAAAAAAUCUCCAAUUAAAAGAUCACCAAAAUGUUCACAACAAUGUUAAGCCGUAUGAGUGUCAUUGGCCGGACAAACAAGAGUUCAAUGAAUUGACUCAAGAGUUGAGUGAAAGAAAUGUCAGUUAUGGCUUCGACCCUCGGACCAAUGAAUACAAGUGUCCCAAAAGUGGUUGCAAUAAGUGUUUCUAUAAUCAUAUUUCAGCCAUAAAUCACAUUAAGAGAAGUCAUUGUAUCGGCAAAAGACGAUUCAAAGGAAUUGAUUUCGAGAAGUGUUUCGACGCGAAGACUAAAUCAUAUAAAUGUCCGAAAGAGCACUGUAUGACACCAUCAGUGUUUAGCAAUCGUGAAUCCCUGUCCCAUCACGUAUGGGAUGUGCACAAAGAGAUGUCAUAUUUCUGUCAAUUUCUCGACUGUUAUAAUAAGAAGGGAUUUAAACUGAAAUCUCAAUUAACAAUGCAUUUGGACAUACAUUUCAAGGGUUAUAGAUUUGUCUGCGAUUAUAACGGCUGUCACUUCAAAUGUUUGAGGAAACCACAGUUGACCGCACAUAUCAAUGCAAUGCACUCAUCGGUGAGGGCCUACCGGUGCGAAUACGACGGGUGCGGCAAAACAUUUAAAUCUCAAAACAAUCUGAACGCCCACUCCCGCCGCCAUAGACCGGAGUUCUAUAAAUAUAAGUGUAGUUUCAAUGGAUGUGAGCGUAGGUUUGGCUCAACUCAAGAAUUGAAGAGACAUUCAACCACUCAUACAAACAUACAUUCACGUGAAUGCCAUUACGAAAACUGCGGACAAAAGUUUUUAACAGAGGUUCAGCUCCGCAAACAUCAAACGGUAGCUCAUAAUCGGAAACCGCUUAUUAAACGUCAAUAUAAACACCGGUGUGAUUGGCCGGGGUGUGAGUAUGAAGGCUAUGAUAUUAACAGACAUAAACGACUGCAUACGGGAGAGAAGCCGUUCGCGUGUGAGUGGCCAGACUGUGGUAAACGGUUUAGAGUUUUGGGUUAUCUAAAAGAUCACCAGAAUAUUCACAACAAUGUUAAGCCAUAUGAAUGUCAUUGGCCGGGCUGUACGUACCGAUCCACUAAUUCAGCCAAUAUUGUUAAGCAUAGAAAACAAGUGCAUAAAGUACAUUCACUUAAAUCAUAG
Molecule: messenger RNA, 3006 nt
Organism: Oppiella nova
Lineage: Eukaryota; Metazoa; Arthropoda; Arachnida; Sarcoptiformes; Oppiidae
Source: the annotation of a GenBank genome assembly